Molecule: messenger RNA, 1554 nt
Organism: Brachypodium distachyon (stiff brome)
Lineage: Eukaryota; Viridiplantae; Streptophyta; Magnoliopsida; Poales; Poaceae
Product: lichenase-2
Exons: 2
Coding region: 122-1126 (334 amino acids)
Biological process (GO): carbohydrate metabolic process
Cellular component (GO): plasma membrane
Molecular function (GO): hydrolase activity, hydrolyzing O-glycosyl compounds
Source: RefSeq, a predicted model, not a curated record
GCCGGCCUGUGGUGGCUUCAUCAACAAACCACAGCCAAGGAGAGCUUCACAAAGACUUUGGUCUUACACACACACACCCCAUACCUCCAAGAAGCAGCCUGCAGAGUCUUGAGGAGUCCAAAUGGCGAGCCAAGGUGUUGCCUGCAUGUUUGCUCUGGCAUUGCUCCUCGGAGUCUUCGCCUCCAUCCCACAAAGCGUGGAGUCGAUCGGGGUGUGCUACGGCAUGAGCGCCAACAACCUGCCGGCAGCAAACACAGUGGUGGGCAUGUUCAAGUCCAACGGCAUCAACGCCAUGCGCCUCUACGCGCCAGACCAGGCCGCUCUCCAGGCCGUGGGGGGAACAGGCGUCAGCGUGGCCGUGGGCGCCCCCAACGACGUGCUCUCCAACAUCGCCUCCAGCCCGGCCGCGGCCGCCUCCUGGGUGCGCAACAACAUCCAGGCCUACCCGUCAGUCUCCUUCCGCUACGUGGUCGUAGGCAACGAAGUCGCCGGCGGUGCCACGCAGAACCUCGUCCCGGCCAUGAAGAACGUGCACUCGGCCCUGGCUUCCGCGGGCCUGGGCCACAUUAAAGUCACCACUUCGGUGUCCCAGGCCAUUCUGGGAGUCUACAGCCCACCUUCCGCGGGGAGCUUCACGGGCGAGGCCGACGCGUUCAUGGGCCCCGUGGUCCAGUUCCUGGCCUCGGCCGGGUCGCCGCUCAUGGCCAACAUCUACCCGUACCUGGCCUGGGCGUACAACCCGAGCGCCAUGGACAUGAGCUACGCGCUCUUCACGGCCUCCGGCACCGUCGUCCAGGACGGCGCCUACGGGUACCAGAACCUGUUCGAUACCACAGUGGACGCGUUCUACAAUGCCAUGGCGAAGCACGGUGGGAAUGGCGUGAAGCUUGUCGUGUCCGAGAGCGGCUGGCCCUCUGCCGGUGGGACCGCCGCGACCCCGGCCAACGCCAGGGUCUACAACCAGUACCUCAUUAACCAUGUGGGACGUGGCACCCCGAGGCACCCGGGCGCUAUUGAGACGUACGUGUUCUCGAUGUUCAACGAGAACCAGAAGGACAGCGGCGUGGAGCAGAACUGGGGGCUCUUCUACCCCAACAUGCAGCACGUCUACCCCAUCAGCUUCUGAUCUGAUGGACUGUAUACACAGUUAGCCGCCGGCUAGCUAGCCGUAUGUCCGUACGCACGCGUACAUCCGUAGCACUACUAGUAGUAACUGUAUGCGUGCGUAUGCGUACAUUAUGUAUUGUACGGGGCUUGUUUGUGUGUGUUUGCGACCGCUGAGACUAGUAUCAAAUACGGUACUGCUCAGAUGGGUACGCUAUACAGUAGUAGUGGUGGUUUGCUGUAGUACCGUCGUAAUGUGAUUACGACUGAUCAAGGGAUGCUAGCUAAGCUAGAGUACUGUAAUAGCGCUAGCUGUUCUCCCUUGCCUAGAGGUUGAUUAAUUAAUUCCUAUGUACAAAUACGUACGUAGGAAUUAAUUAAUUAGGAGGUAUGUUGUACGUACACGAAUUGAAGUUAUGUGCAAUAUACACCUAUAAUUAAGUCUGAAAA